AUGAUCACCACAGCCCGCCAACUUCAAUUUGUCCGCGUCGACAUCCAGUGGGUUGUUCAACCCGGCAAAGAGCGGGGUUCGCAGGACACGCGAUUCAACGCUGGUCUGGUAGCUAAGUCGUGCGCCAUAACGAGCUGGGCGGACGAUACCCCGGAGCAAGUUUCGACGCCCGAGGUGACGAAUCUGCUGGUCCUCCCCUCCGUAACGGACAAGGCUGGCAAGGAGACGGUGCCGCCCAUGGUCGUCACGACCCGCGCACGCACCACCAGCCCCGGCACCUUCCCAGCGGCCCAGACCAUCAUCAACAGGUGGGAAGCCCGUGAGCAGAACCACAAGCUGCAGUCGGCCGUCAGGCAGCUGGGCAACCGCAGGAACAGCACCGCAUCAGAGCCGGCCUCGUCGAUGAGCCUCAACCCGCUCGAACCUAUCCUCAUCGACAAAUGCGUCAUCGGCCUCCAGUCUGCGCAGUUUGGUAAGGCUGUCAUCCUGACCUUUUCGGACGGGAGCGUCCAGCACCGCGACCGCUCCACCUUUGAGGAGAUAUACACCGAGCGUGAAUAUGCAUCGGUCAUGAACCUGCAGCAGGUCGGAUUCACCUUUCCCGACGACUGGCAAUGUCAGCAGAUUGCCCUUUCGCCGACUGGGUGUUCCAUGAUCCAGCUGGGGGACAGCGGGAAGAUGAGGUGGAGCAGGAUACGUCUCCCGGAUGGGGAUAUCGGGAAUGGCAUGCGCGAUGAGAGAUACGCGGCUACGAUUGCCGGCCUCACGGUCACGGCGGCAACAUCCAUAAAGUACCAGACCAACUUUGACGACAUCCUCGCCAUUGUCCGGCCGCUUGCGGAGAAACCGAGAUUCGUGCAAGACUGGGUCAGCGAGGUUAUCCGGAUCCUCGCGGUUCAGGUCGACUACGUCGUGGAGCCUUCCCACGACGCGCUUCUCAAGAACACGCAGCUGCCGUCAUGCAUGGCGAUACUCGUGAGCCUGGGAUUCCGAGGCGACACGAGGCCGCGGACCUUUCAGAGCGCUUUUGCGUCGAUGACGGCGGCGAUCCGGAGCGCGGCGUUCAACGCGACGGUCGUGGCGACGGCACAGUUCAACGUCGGUGGGCGGCGGAGUCCGAUGGACGACCACGAGGUUGUCGAGAUGCUAGGGUCCCUGAUCAGGUGGUCGCUCGACCUGGUGGCAUGGAUCACGGACUCGCUGUUCGAGCUGAUGAAUGACGAGGAAUUCUCGCGGCUGCUCACGCCGGAGCGGGCGGCGGAGCUGGGGCCGUACCUCGAGAAGCGCAACGACGUGGCGCUCCACCUGCUCAUCUGCUCGAGCAGCCGGUGCUUCCUGAGCGCGCUGUGCCGGCGGCUGAUGCACAUAGAGACCAUCGCCGCCAAGGCGGUGACGUUCUACCGGAAGCAGUCCGCGCUGGCGACGGCGAACACGGGGACGCCCAACCCGCGCAUGCAGCGGGCCUUCCAGAACCUGCAGCAGGUGAGCAGCUCGGCGCUGGUGCGGGCGGGCGAGUUCGAGAAGCUCGUCAGCACGCUGGGGUCCGGGGUCAACCACGCAUACGGGACCUUCCUCCCCAAGAUGGCCAGGGGGGCUAGGGGAGCGGGGGCGGGGGCGGGAGCGACGCCCCAGCCGCAGAGCAAAGAGGAGGAGGAGACGGUCAAGAUGAUACGCGCGCAGAUGGAGACGCAGACUCUGGUGGCGACGUCGCCGCCGCUGGGGCUGUUCCCGGUGCUGCGCAAGUUCUUCGGGUACGACCUGGUCAUGUUCCGCAAGGCCACGGACCCGGCCAGGCUCUUCUUCCAGCCCCUCUCCGUCAUGACGGUGCAGGACGACGGGUCCGUCGUCGACGGCAUGCGCACGGCCCAACUCGACACCUUCACCAAGAACAAGCUCAAGAUGGGACCGGGGAAGCAGUGGAGGAGGUGCACGAGGUGCACGUGGGUCAUGGAGGAGAUGCCCGGCAAGGGCCCCGGGUUGACAUUCAUGAUGGCCCAGCAGAGGAGGUGUCCUUGCAACGGGACGUUGGCAGUCUUGCCACCUGGGAAGUUGGAUUUUACAGCGUGA
This is a messenger RNA of Geosmithia morbida, 2067 nucleotides long. RefSeq lists its product as uncharacterized. Gene Ontology annotation, cellular component: mediator complex. Lineage: Eukaryota; Fungi; Ascomycota; Sordariomycetes; Hypocreales; Bionectriaceae. Gene Ontology annotation, biological process: positive regulation of DNA-templated transcription. Bases 1 to 2067 code for a protein of 688 amino acids. The record is from RefSeq and is a predicted model, not a curated record. The transcript is spliced from 4 exons.